AUGUACUCACUUCCGCAUUUGCCCUCCAGCACUCAAGUCCCCAACAACUCGAGACCAAGGCGAACCAUGGUCGUGUCGAUCUCCAGCGCCAGCCGCGCGAUUUUCGCGCUCUGCUCCCUCAUCGCCGCGCAGGCCGCCGCGGUCCCGGCUGACAUCGGUCCGUGUCUCGACAAGGCCGGCAUCGAGAACUCGGUGCCCAAGACCACGACCUGGACGAUGGACAUCCAGCCGUGGAACUCGCGCGUGAACCCCCAGCCUGCGGCUGUUGCGUUCCCCAAGACGGAGGCCCAGGUGUCGGCCGCGCUCAAGUGCGCCGCCGAUGCCGGCGUCAAGGUCACCACGCUGGGCGGCAACCGCUCCUUCUCGAGCAUGGGUUUCGGCCGCAACAACGGCGCCCUCGUCAUGCACCUCAAGUACCUCAAGCACCUCAAGUACGACGCGUCCACUGGUCUGCUGUCGUACGGCGGCCCCGUCAUGAUCUCGGAGACCGCCAAGUACAUGUGGGAGUUUAACCGCACUCUGCCCCACGGCCGCUACCCCGACGUCGGCAUGACCGGUGUGGCCGCCUCGGGUUUCGGCACCCUCUCGCGUACCGCUGGCACAGUGCUGGACAACGUCGAGGCCGUGCGUGUGGCCCUGGCUAACGGCACCAUCGUGGACGCCAGCGCCAAGCAGAACGCGGACCUGUACUGGGGCGUGCGCGGCGCUGCCAGCUCCAUGGGCGUGGUGCUGGACUUCAAGAUCAAGACGAUCGAGCCUCCGUCGGAGCGCGUGACGAACUACACCAUCGCCUUCAACUCGAGCGUCAAGCCGACCCAGCAGGACAACGUCAACGCCUUCCUCGGCACGCAGAACCUCAAGACCAGGUCCACGCUCCAGGGUUUAUUCUACGGCUCGCCCGAGCAGGCCAAGACCGUGCUCGGCUCGCUCAUGAAGAACCUGCCGGCCUCGAUGAUGCUCACCACGACCGACAACGACUUCUGGACGUCCGAGGCCAUCUCGACCCCCGGCCUCGUGGAGGAGGCCAUGUCCCCCCGCCGCUACUUCUACAUCGCGUCGGUCACGAUCCCCAGCUCCACGCCGCUCGACAACUCGACGGCCUGGCAGCUCUUCUCCAGCACCGCGUUCGCCCCCGCGCUCCCGGACGCUACGGCCUCUGGCUUCGUGGACAUCUGGGGCGGCAAGUACGCCAAGGGCGUCACGGCCGACGCCUCGGCCUGGAAGCACGACGACCGCCUGCACCUCACCCGCUGGGACAUCCGCACGCCGUCCUUCGACGUCAAGUUCGCCGACACCACGAUCACCACCAUGCGCACCAACUUCUACAAGUUCGUGGACGCCUACAAGGCCAAGGGCGGCGUGCCCGGCGGCUUCACGACGUACCGCGACGAGCGCUGGACCGUGAGCGAGAUGGCCGAGUUCCUGUACGGCGGCGGCAACUUCGCCAAGCUGCAGAAGAUCAAGACCAAGUAG
Messenger RNA from Phytophthora sojae, 1473 nucleotides. RefSeq lists its product as hypothetical. The coding region runs from base 1 to 1473 and encodes 490 amino acids. Lineage: Eukaryota; Oomycota; Peronosporomycetes; Peronosporales; Peronosporaceae. The transcript is spliced from 2 exons. Gene Ontology annotation, molecular function: FAD binding. The record is from RefSeq and is a predicted model, not a curated record.